UCCUCUGCGUUUUCGGCGCCAGAUCCAACCCUUUCUCCCGCGGUUUUCAACUUCGGCGACUCCAACUCCGACACCGGUUGCGUUGUCGGUGCGGCCAUUGAGAACAUCUACCCCCUACGGCCACCGGUUCUUCGAUGGCAACCUGAUCGUUGAUUUUCUCUUGGAUGCGAUGGAUAUGCCUUAUUUGAAUGCGAAUCUUGAUUCCCUUGGCGCACCAAAUUUUUGUAAGCGGUGCAAUUAUGCCGCUGUAGGCUCGACUAUUCUUCCCGCAACAGCUACAUCUUUUUGCCCUUUUUCAUUUGGGGUUCAGGUGAAUCAGUUUCUCCAUUUCAAAGCUAGAGUUCUUGAGCUUCGAGCAGGCAAAGGUGGUAAGAAACUUGAUAAGUACCUUCCCGCUGAUGAUUACUUCCAGAAGGGGCUCUACAUGUUUGAUAUUGGGCAGAAUGAUCUUGCUGGCGCAUUUUAUUCCAAAACUUUGGACCAAAUUCUUGCCUCAAUACCUGCAAUUUUAUCUGAAUUUGAGAGUGGAGUUCAGGUUAGACUCAAUGGUUUCUUUCUAAGUUAUCUUGGCUCAAUGAUGAUUUUGUUUAGAUGUGCUUUUACCUACUUGAUUUUUUGUUAGAUUCGAGUAUUAAACUUGAUUCUGAGUGUUUUGGAAGCUAGUUUUUAUAUGAUUUAUUGGUGGCUGAUGAUGGCUUUAGUUAUAAACAAUCAUUUUUGUUAGAAGCAUUUAGGUACUGAAACGAUCCAACCCCAUUGCUAGUAGAUAUUCUCCUCUUUGGGUUUUUCCCUCCGGGCUUCCCUCAAGGUUUUUAAAACACGUUU
This is a messenger RNA of Cucurbita pepo subsp. pepo (vegetable marrow), 825 nucleotides long. Its product is annotated as GDSL esterase/lipase At1g54790. Gene Ontology annotation, molecular function: hydrolase activity, acting on ester bonds. The record is from RefSeq and is a predicted model, not a curated record. NCBI's taxonomy places the organism in Eukaryota, Viridiplantae, Streptophyta, Magnoliopsida, Cucurbitales, Cucurbitaceae.